AAGUCUGUUUUUUUCUCCGUUAUCCUGAAGAUCUGUUCACUUAUAGUUGGAGCUGGCCUUCUUGGAUUAGGACUUACUUUAAUUGGAGAUAAAUUCAUUUAUGAUAGUUCCCUAAAACAUAUAUUUUACCAGUUACAAUUUUACAAUUACUAUUUCUAUGAUAUACUAGUGGGGUUGGCUGCUUCCUGUGUAGUUAUUGGUGUGUUGACGAUGGUUUUAGCAAUCAUUGGAUUAGUUGGAUCCUGGAGAAAAUCAACAGCGUUACUGAUUAUAAAUUCAGUUCUUUCAACACUUUUGCACGUGCCAAGAAUCAUUUCUAUUGUCUUGUUCGUGGUGUUCAUUGAACAGAUCGAUGACCAUAUGAAAGAUCAGCUUGGAAUCCAGCAGAAUGGUUAUUAUUACAACCUGAACCAAAAUGAAAUAACACGAAGAUGGAAUGACAUGAUUUUGAUAUUACAGUGCUGUGGAGUACAUAGCUCCUCGGAUACAACGGACAGAAGUAAUAGGUACGCAUAUAUGUUCUGCUGUGAAAAUGCACAUGAGAGUAGAAUGGAUACCGGAUCGAGUUAUUCUACCUAUUCACCUAAUUUGAAUUAUUUUGGUUAUUGCGGUGAACUGAAUAGUAACACAUGCAGCGGGAAGAUCUUAUUUAAAGCUAGAAUGUUUGUUGGCUGGUUCCUGGUAAUAGUGUUCCUGCAAAUAAUACUUGAGAUUGUCGGAAUAGUAUUUGGAAACAGAGAAUACUCACUGAUCAGAGACUUGGAUACAGCUGACAGUAAAAACUCAGUUGACCCAAAUAACGAAUCUCACUCAAAAACCAUAAUUUUUAGGAUAGUAUUCAGAGGGAUAAAAUCUGUCUUCACUAGCAACUGGAAAAGAUCUAAAAUUUCAUUGUUGCAUUUGAUAUUUAUUGGAAUUUUGCUGGUAUGUAAUAUUGGAACACUCGUCUUAGCAAUCAACAUUCGGUACGAUUCUUUGUUUGGAAACUCAGAUAUACAAGCAUUGUUAUCGAAAUUCAGAAUAGCAGACCACACCUUUACCAGAGCACUCAACAUAUUUUCUAUUGUUGUUGUUACUUUUUCAUCGACAUCGAUAGCUGUCAUCAUAUUUUCAAUUAUCUCUAUUGUUUCGCCGAAGUGGAAAAAAGUUUUGUUGUUUAUUAGUGUAGGAUUAUGGAGUAUGAUUGUGGUAGCAGGCAUAGUAGAAAUUGGUUUGUGGGGGAAAUAUAUGGCUUCCGUAGACUCAGAUUUGGAGGACAAAAUGAGAACGGAGUUAAGCAGUUAUUAUAGCUAUAUGUAUUCUCAUGCAUCAGGCCACUAUCACCGUGAAACAUCAUUAUCUUGGAAUACAUUAUUUGUAAAGGCUGAAUGCUGUGGAGUUGGAACGUACAUGCCAGACUCAUUUACUUCAUCAUAUUGGUAUAUACAGAAGCCUGAUCCCUCCCAGAGUAUUCCAGUUCAGUGUUGUAAAUCUCAGACAGAAGUUUAUCCAUAUUCCAGUCUAUACGAGGAGGACUGUACAAAUAAUCUAUUAGACGGUUAUUACUAUAGUCAGGGUUGUGAUACAGUAAUUGAAAACAGAUUGGAUUCAUACAGCAUCCCAUACUUGGUAUUCAUGACACUAAACAUUUUGGCAGAGAUUGGUAUAAUAGCUACAACUAUAUACAAUGCAGUUAUGAUAACAAAGGACGAGAAUACGAUACAUGUGCUAGUAACAUCAGGUGAGGAAAAUGUGAAAGAAAAUGAAGCAACGGUAAACUUUAAAAAAGAAACAGCACCUGACAAAUUAGAAAAGAAGGAAAGGAAAGAAGGGAGAGAAAAACAAAAAUCUAAGAAAAAAAGCUCUAGAUCAGAUAAAGUUAAAAUUAUUGAUUCUUCAGUUCAGGACAAUCAAACUGAUGUUGAUAUCAAAGAUACACUUGAAUUGCAGUCUGCAAAAUCAACUGAAGUAGGUAGUGAAAUUAGGGAAAAUAGUGUUUUACAAAAUAAAGAAAGUAAGGAAAACGAAAAUUUGGAGGAAAACGUGUCAGAUGACACUAAAGAAACAGAAGUUGACGCACCGGUGCCAAAUAGCAAUACAGAAAACACAAAUAAAGCAAUGGCGGAUGACAGUCACACACAAGGACCAAUAACUGAUCUAGCUUCCGAAGAUAUAGAAAAUUUAUAACUUUUGUAUGUAAAAGUAAUAACUUUUGCAUUUAUGAACAUAGCGUUAAUAUCUAG
This is a messenger RNA of Mytilus californianus (California mussel), 2222 nucleotides long. RefSeq lists its product as uncharacterized. The record is from RefSeq and is a predicted model, not a curated record. Bases 211 to 2166 code for a protein of 651 amino acids. The transcript is spliced from 14 exons. Gene Ontology annotation, cellular component: membrane. NCBI's taxonomy places the organism in Eukaryota, Metazoa, Mollusca, Bivalvia, Mytilida, Mytilidae.